Molecule: messenger RNA, 3611 nt
Organism: Aspergillus ochraceoroseus IBT 24754
Lineage: Eukaryota; Fungi; Ascomycota; Eurotiomycetes; Eurotiales; Aspergillaceae
Product: EF hand domain protein
Exons: 1
Coding region: 123-3503 (1126 amino acids)
Cellular component (GO): membrane; cytosol; intracellular membrane-bounded organelle
Molecular function (GO): calcium ion binding; zinc ion binding
Source: RefSeq, a predicted model, not a curated record
AAUCAGUCCACCGUCACUUACUUCUCAACGCCCACGCCGUGUUCUGUUGUCGUUCGCGUUCGGCUAUCCUAUUUUUGAUGAUAAUAAUGAUUUUAAUCCGUUAGACCAUUUUUGCACUAAUUAUGUCCGAGUCACAGCCAAGACUGACUUUCGCCCGGUACCGUCCUCUUCUCUACCUUCUCUCCGGAGUCGCGGCGGCAUACGCGCUUGUCUACCUUCGCAAUCACCUCUUUUCAUCCUCUGCAUCUCAAUCAUCCCUCCGCCGUCGAAGAACUGUUCGUCGCCAGCGGCGGCACGAGACCGAUGCAGCAGCCGUACCUGUCGACACCCCGUCCUCCCGAGCUAUCGCCCACCUAGAACAGCUAGAACGCCAGAACGGAGUAUACGGUACUUUCCGCAUAGAGACCGAGGAUGGCCGUCGGGUGGAAAGCGGACUGCUCCCGUCCCUCCUCGCAACGCGGGACCAGCUCAUGGAGGAGGUCGGGGUUCCGCAAGCUCACGCUGAGCGGAUGCGCGAGAUGAUGGAAGAUACGUUCCUCGAAUCGUUUCUGGCUUUGGACUUCCCACCAACACAUACUCUGCUCGAGGGGAGUCCUGAGAGAGAAUACUUGACGGAACAGCUUCAGCGACGUGGGAUCUCCCGGCCUGGAAUCGAGAGAGCGCUGGCACGCUUCAAUGAGGACAGCAACUACGGAGAGGAACUGCGUCGGCGGCGGCAGAACGGAGAAAGAGUCACCUUAUCGACCUCGACCUUUCCGGACGAUUCCCCCCCGGUUCAGAACCUCGAUGGGGGCGAAACGGUCGUUGAUGACCAAAGUGUAUUUUCAUGGCGAGAAGGGAACAACGAUUCCUUGCAGGCACGAGAUGGCCAAAACCUGCUUAACCUGCUCUACCACAUCGCGGAGGAUCAAGCGAGAAAGGAUGGGUAUAUCCACCGAGGGGUCACCUGUAAUAGCUGUGGGGCCAUGCCGAUUCAAGGAAUCCGCUAUCGAUGCGCCAACUGCAUUGACUACGAUCUCUGUGAGACCUGUGAGGCAAUGCAGGUGCACAUCAAGACCCAUUUGUUCUACAAGGUUCGGAUUCCGGCGCCGUUCUUGGGCAACCCCCGGCAAUCCCUGCCAGUAUGGUACCCUGGAAAACCCGCAAUGCUUCCGCGCACCUUGCCACGCUCGCUAGCCAAACGCUUGAUGAAAGAGACCAAUUUCGAAGGAACGGAGCUCGAAGCGCUCUGGGACCAGUUCAGGUGCUUGGCGAGCCAUGAAUGGGCCGAGGACCCCAACCGGUUGUACAUGGCCAUUGAUCGCAAAACAUUCGAUCGGUGCUUCGUUCCAAACACCUCUCUCCGCCCGCCACCGCCAAGUUUGAUCUAUGACCGCAUGUUUGCCUUUUAUGAUACGAACGGAGAUGGCUUGAUUGGGUUCGAGGAGUUCCUAAAGGGCCUUGCCAGCUUGAAUAACAAGAGCAACGAUGAAAGGCUGCGUCGCGUCUUCCGUGGCUACGACAUCGACGGAGAUGGGUAUGUUGAAAGGAAAGAUUUCCUCCGGGUGUUUCGAGCAUACUACACCCUCAGCCGAGAGCUCACCCGGGAUAUGGUUGCGGGGAUGGAGGAUGAUUUUCUGGAAGGCGGUGCCCGGGACGUUGUGCUUGGAAGUCAACCCAUCAGCUCAGCUUUCCCUGGCAGUAUCCCAUCUGGAGAACCCUCAAGAACUGGUGAGGGAAAGCGGAUGAACCAAUAUGGCGACAUGGAGGUCACCGACAACGAGGGAGUGCUUCGACCGGACGGCAAUGAUACCGGGGACCGACACUCCGUUGUUGGUGAAGCGGCCGUUCGCCGUCAAUUUGGGCGAUCACAGCCGCUUGUUCCUGUCACAGUUCGGGUGGCGCCUCCCGCAGGAUCUAGCGCUGCGCAUGCUUCGGGGAGUCAAAGUAGAAGAGAUGCCCGUGAUGAGAACGGAGAUGACGAAGACGUUCACGACAACGAGACAGACAGCUUCUCCGCCGUGAGCGACCGUUGGCCCCCACCGGAGCAUAUUCAAGAGGAAGAUAUUGUCAAUGCCCUGGGGGCCUAUGUUCCUCUUCAGGAGGUUACCGACCCCGUGGACCGGGCGCGCAUCGGCACGGCUGUCUAUAACCGGAUGUGUGACAACGGCCAAAGACAGGCGGAAUACGCUCGAAGACAGGGCAUUGACGAGCGGUGGAGAAGGAGAGCAUUUUACACCGACGAAGAAGAUGGGGGCACUGCCCCGGAUGGAUAUCACAGUGAAUCCGAGGUGAGUGAUGCCGCCGAGGAGGAUGACGGUCUCGAUGAAUCACAGCCGGACUACGAGUCUCACCCGCCGUCCCCACGUUCCCGAUCAUCGUCCAAGGUGCGGUUCCAGGACGACCUGACCGAUGACUACGAAGUGAGAUCGAACCCGUCAACGUCCUCGCGGAGCAUCCUCGUAGGUGAACGAUGGGGAGGGUUUGAGGUGCCCGAGGUGGAGAGAGACGUCGGAAAGGAGAUCUUAUAUCAAGUCACGCAACAGGGGUUCAAUGAAAUCCUGGAUAUCAUGUUCAAGCCCAAAGAAGAUCUACUCAUGGAAGUCUAUCGGACCCGCACUGAACGCAAAAUCUGGGCCCACGAGAUUGAAGUCGCAGAGCAAAUGGACGCUCAGAACAGGGCCGACCGCGAGAAUAUGCAAGCCGCGGGCGAGGGCACUGAAGGUGCACCGGGCCCGGGCACAUACCAUACCAGACCUCUUGACGAGCUUCUCAACCGGGCAGGCUAUGCUCUACGCAGCCCUACCCUUGAAGCUCAAGAUGGGCCUGUCCUUGCCCCUCCCUCCGGCGGCGACUUGCGAGUCCCCGUCCAGGAGGACACCGAUGAGGAGGAUAGCGACGCAGACGACCUCCGCCGACCUACCCAUCUUGCCAACCCCGAAGACGACGAUGACAACGCGCAAUCACCCAUCUCUCCACUAGGACGAGCAGACGACUUCGUGCUCUCUCCUACCCCACUCUCUCCCACUACUCUCCCUGUCAUGGAAGAGCUUACCACAGACCUCGACUACGACCCAACACUCCCCCAACACCGUCCAAACGACGACCUCCCCAGAACCCACCACCACCACCACGCUCCCACUACCACCACGAACCCCCCCCUCCUUCACCCCAACGGCAGCGCCACCACCUUCCCGGCCCCUCCCUCACUCUCCCCCUCCUCCCCAGACGCCGAAGCCACCGCUCCUAAGCGCGCCCCAUCCCCAAUCCAACCUCUCCCCGCCGCCCAAUCGUCGUCAUCGUCAUCGUCAUCAUCUCUCCCGAACCGCCAAGGUCCCACGCUCCCGCCGCCCCCGCAAACCCUCUCACGCUGGGCUUACCUCAACCGCGUCGAGCGAGAAGCCAAGGAGCGCGGCGGCACGGGCGCCAAACUGAGUUUCGAUGAGUUUUCGCGCCGCAUGGCUGCGGACCGGGGGAGGAGGCUAGCGUUCGUAGCUAGUUGGAUUGAGAUGGCUAGUUUUUAGUUCUAUUUUUUUUUUUCCUUUCCUUUCUUCUUCUUCUUCUUCUAUUACUGGUUUAGGUACUGUACUAUACUUACUUUACAUACUUUACUAUACUAUACUAUGCUAUGU